Messenger RNA from Harmonia axyridis, 3956 nucleotides. RefSeq lists its product as uncharacterized. Gene Ontology annotation, cellular component: cohesin complex; chromatin; nucleus. The record is from RefSeq and is a predicted model, not a curated record. The coding region runs from base 33 to 3362 and encodes 1109 amino acids. Gene Ontology annotation, molecular function: chromatin binding. Lineage: Eukaryota; Metazoa; Arthropoda; Insecta; Coleoptera; Coccinellidae. Gene Ontology annotation, biological process: sister chromatid cohesion. The transcript has 20 exons.
UGGAAUAAGAUUUUAUUCCAAAAUAACGAAAAAUGAAUGAGGAUUCGGAAGUACUUUGUUCACCUCGAAAAAUCAGAAGAUUAGAACAUGCUCAGAUUUCAGCUUUGAAUGCUAACCAAAAAUUAUCGCAGGGGUCUCAGGAAUCAAGAGCCACUAGUACUCCUGCGAAAAAAUGUUUAUCUCAUACAUUUUCUAUAGCUUCUGAUAUAUCGAGUAUCACACAAGUACCUCCAACUAGAUCAGAUUCAAUAAUUGAAUCAGAUGAUGAGGAUGAUGCUUCUGAACUUAUAUCUCUUAUUGAAGAGUUGUCAUUAAAUGGAAGCUUAACCAUUCGGAGUGGGUUCUUACAUAGGCCAAACCCUAGAAUAUUUCGUGGUAAGGUGUGGAAGUUUUUCAAACCCAAAUAUCCAGAAUCAUUAUACUUCAAAAUCUUGGAAAACUUCGACACUAUAGAGGAUACCGUAUUUGAAUUCUUAGAAGAAUUGAGAUCUGAUGAGAGGAAAGGCACUUUAACUUUAAUAAAGUUCUUCGUGGAUCUUUGUGGAUAUCAAUCCGCUCAAAUUGAUGAUCAUUUUGAUUUUGAUCAAGACUUCUCUAUUUCUUGUGAGAAGGUAAUCAAGCUAAUGGAAUUUGAAUUUGUCGAUAAGGAUAUCUUGAGUGCCAAUACAUAUAUUUUCUAUGAAGCCGACAGGAACUCUAAAUUGGGCACAACACUAGCUGCCGCUGUAUAUAAAUGCGUUGAAAAGAUUAUAAUUGGUGCUUAUGGGCAAAAUAUUCUAUUCUCAAGACCAUUUCACAAGUAUAUUUUCCAUUUUUUCUUUUAUAUGUGUCAGAGUAAUCUGAGACCUAUCCGACACACAGGAAUUACUCUUGUGAGGCUGACUUUGAAAGCUCUGAACUAUAUUUAUCCCCGAAUUGUGAAAAGAUUAGAGCUAGGAGACUCUCAACAUGGACAUAGUUAUAUACCUAUUGAAAAAGAAAUAGAAUAUGCAGAGAAGUAUAUCCAGCAUUUUUAUGGCGUUUUUGCAAAAAACAGUUACAUCCCUGAUGUUAAAUUGUAUAUGAUCCGAGCUAAAAAUGUAAAAGAAAUGGGAUGUUGGAUGAUAGAAUUGCCUCAGAUUUAUUUUACUAACAGUGUUGCUCACUUGUUCAAACUCUCCCUUGAUGAGUCAGAAAUAGUUCGUUUGAGUGCAGUUCAGGUUUGGAAGACUUUAAUUAAAUCUAAAAGUUUACAUUUGCAUGUAACUAAGCAUCUCGAUGACAUAGUAAAACUACUUCAAGGUAGACUAAGAGAUGUUCAUGUUAGAGUAGUUGUAGAGGCUGUGGACUUUUUUUCAAUAUUAGUUGAUCAUUAUCCCAAGGCAAUCAAAGAGGAAGUCACUAGUGACAUUACCGAACUUCUCUAUGCUAAUAGUUACCUUUAUGGCAAGGUAGCUGGUUUUUUCACAAUCAAACUGCUAAAUUCAGCCAAAUUGUCUGAAGUAGAACUCCUGAAGAAACUUGUGGAUAUAUCAAGUGUGCCAAAGUUUCAGAAGAUGAAACAUUUUUUCGUUGAAUCUUUUGUGGAACAUAACACUGUUCUAGAUAAUUAUAAGCUAAUGAUAACUGUUCUGUUAUCUUAUAAAAAGGAAGAUGAAAAUGAUUUCCAAUUCACCCUUUCUCUGAUCGAAUUGAUGUAUUAUUCUAUUCACCAAAAGUUAAAGGGUUCAUGUAUGGUGCCGAGAAAACAUUCAUAUGAAGGUUCUCCAUCUUCCUAUUGCCAUGAAGAAAUAGCGAAGGUAUUUUUAUUGAACUUCAAAUAUCUUACUGAUCUUUUUCAAGAUAAAAUUGCUAUUUUGAAUUAUUUGUUCAAAAUACUUAUAAUGAUUGAUUUUGAAACGUUAACAACUUCAUAUCGACCCCAAUUUGUUUUCUUGAUGAAAAGUUCUAGAAUAAUAUUUUUGAAUGAAAAAGAUGAUGAACUGCUGGGAAAUAUCUGUAAGCUCUUCCACUAUCUGUGCUUUGAGAAAAAUACCUGCAUUAAAGAAGACCUACACAAAUUCUUAGUAAACUUAUUCGAAAAUCUCAGUUCAUAUUUAGAGGGAUAUUUAACCGAGGAAACUCAAGAAGUGGCUUUGGAUUCUCAUUUUGAAAAGAUAGGAAAACUAUAUGAAAAAUUCAAUAUGAACACAUUUUUCAAAUGGAAUACACUUUUUACAGUUUGGGGAAAUGUGCCUAUUUGUAGAGGUCAGAUGAUAUCUUGUCAGCACUUCAUCUUGUGGACAAUAAAGGAAUUAAUGAAAGACAUGCACAAGAGUAAUGAGGAUAAACAAAGAAUGAAGAAGAUCUCAUUGAAAAGUAAUUUCUCAGAAUAUGUGAAUUCCCUUGUUCAAUUAAUGACCACUCCUGAGGCUAAUGAAACCCUUAAACUUGAGGCAUUCGAAACUUUUUGCUUUUUGCAUCUAUUUUCCUAUGAGUUUGCUUCGAAACAUGAGGAACUAGAAGAUUUUAAGCAUCAAAUUCAGUUGAGUUUGAAGAAUCAUGUGCCAGAUGCAGUGAUUAAAUUCCUUACUAAUAAUAUUAUACACAAUAAGUCAACAACAUUUGAAAGGAGGAAAAAAUUAAUAUGCAUUUGGUUGGAUUUAAUUCUCAACUCGUUAUUAGACAUUUUCAAUAUCGUUCCUCUCUUUGAAUGUUAUCACACUAGAUCUGAGGAAUAUGGUGCCCUGAUAGAAUUCAUAGCUGGGAAAAUCUUUGCAAGGAGCCAAGAAGUAUUUUUUUGUCUUAUAUUAGCUACUUUGAGUAAAUUGGCAUCACAUGUUUUCCAAACUUUAUGCAGGUCAUUUUCUAGCCCAGAAGCUAGACAGUUAAUGGCUUUAACAGUGAAAUUCGGAAACAUGAAACAAUUCACAAAAGCUUCUGGCGAAGUACUCAAGAUGCUCCACUUAGGUUUUAGGCAUUGUUUCAAAGAUACUCCUUUAUUGGAGUUACUAGUCCUCUUACAGAAUUUUUUACCCAAAUUGACAGAAGAACACCAGAAGGCUUGUUUGAAGAUUUUUGGAGCAAUUACUCCGCAAGAAUUCGAAAAUCAAGAAUAUGUAAGAACUUUCAGAACUAAAUUACAACUGGGCAAGAAGAGUAUUGGAAACUCAACCGUUGCAAGCAAGGAUACUACUUCUACCACUGAAAUUGUCUUGGAUUCUGAAAAAUCUAACAUUAAGACUGAAAAGCAAACGAAGAAACGUGUAAGAGAAGGAAAUGACAACAAAACCAAGGGAAAGAAAUCUGUGGCAUUUGAUGAUUCAUCCAAAGAAAAUGCUGAGGAGAACACACGCCCUAAAAAGAAAAAGAGGACAGCAAAGUCUAAAAAAAACAAGAGUUAGCGCAAUAUAUACUUUCAUUGUUUAAAUAGUCACUUUUAUCUUGCAGUUGCAAUAUCUAUUUGUUUUUUCUACUUGUUACUGUUCAUAUUCUUUAUGUUCUGUUUUUUUUUUUGAAUUUAUGGAUUUUAUAAUAAGCAUUGUAAUAUUUAGGAGAUUGAGUUAGUUAAGACCCUUCAUUACAAUAAAAGACAUGUAGGCAAUAAAAAUAAUUUUAAUAACAAAUUUCAGUAUAUAUCUAAGAAGAUAUAUCAACAUAUUUCAAGGUAGCAAAUCUCAUAUCUUGCUACAAAGAUAUUUUGAACAGAAAAUUUUCAAAAACAAGGCAAGAUUUGCCUACUUUUUUUAGUUAGAUCACAUUGUAAAAUCACAUUUGUUAAAUGCCUGAAAACAAGGUUUACUAUAUGGUUUAACACUUCGACCACUCACGCACAUUCUACCAAGAUUACUAUAACAAAUCUUGCCAGUUAAACACUUUGUGUAAUACUGCACGAACCCCAUGAAGAACUAAUCUGAAUUAUUCUACUGAAUUUAUUUGAAGUUGUCAUUUUUUGUAAUAACCUGUUAAAAUUAUAAUAAAGAUAUCUCAGUUUUGUA